ACCAACUGUCGUCUAUCCCCAAUUGUUUAGGAGGAUUCGUGUAAUCGUCGUAUUAAUAAAGACGUGAAAUAAGGAUUCUACUCAUUCUAGUAAAUCUUAGUUCGUCUGAAAAAAAGCCCAAAUUAAAAAACAAAUCAAAUCAAAUCAAAUCUAAUAGAGGCAGGGCUUUACUUCCACGCUAGGAGGCGCCUUUUCCGGCACCACCCACCAAAUUCAAACCACAAGCAUUCCCAAAUUCCUCUUCCUCUUCGUCUUCCUCCUUUUCUCUCUCUUUCAUUCUUUAAUCAAUCGAAGAACAGAGAAAACAUUCAUACCCUUUUCUCUAUUUCAACUUCAGGAAGCAAGGCCUUUGACCGAGUUACGGAAAUCUUCUUUUGUCAUUUUGGGUUUGUUUAUAUAGCAAGGUCGGGCUGUCAACUAUUGACAGCCCGAUUUUGUUGAACUUGGUCAAAAAGUCCAGGUGAUCUCACAUUUUCUGGCUCUUAUUUCCGCUUUGUGGGUCGUUUUGUUUAGUGAUUGGUGUUGAUGUUGUUUUUUGAGAGAUUUUGAGCUUGUGCACCAUGGCUUCCUUCUCCGGAAGCUUUCAACGACCUCUAUUCACAGCUGCUGCUGUUGCUGUGGCAUCUGUUACAACUGAUCUUCCGAACAAGUUAACUAGUUCCAAACAAUCUGAACCUUCUGUUGCCUCAGAAACAUUAGCUUUACUGUCCUCCCAUGACUCAACUCCAAGUUCAGAAUUUUCAUGGGUGUCUAACAUUUCAGUCUCCAAGCUUGCUGGGUUGUCUUUUGUGAGCAGAAUUCAGGUGCCAGUGCCUAAUAUUAACUACCGUUCAAUACAAAAUCCGAGCUGCGGUUUUUCUGGAAAUUCAGUGGCAUCAUCUCCUGUUUUGAUUGAUCUUUACCAGUCUGCUGAGUUAGCCAAGAGAUCAAACCCCAAAACAUAUACUUAUCCUAGUCCAAGCGUGCCAUCUGAGGAUUUGUACAGGUGGCAUUUACCCGAGCCUAGUGCUGUUGAUGUUGGUGGCAAGUCAGAUUGUUCUUCUGCAAAAUCUAGGACAGUAGUGAUUUUGCUGGGAUGGUUGGGAGCAAAGCAGAAGCAUUUGAGUAAAUAUGCAGAAUGGUACACUUCAAAGGGCUUCCAUGUAAUUACCUUCACUUUCCCAAUGUCGGAGGUUCUCAGCUACCAAGUUGGUGGGAAAGCUGAGAAAGAUGUGGAGUUGCUUGUAAACCAUCUUUCUGACUGGCUAGAAGAGGAACAUGACAAGAACCUUGUUUUCCACACUUUCAGUAACACGGGUUGGUUAACAUAUGGAGUUGCUCUAGAAAAGUUUCAGAAACAGGACCCUUCUUUAGUAGGCAGAAUCAAAGGUUGUAUCGUGGAUUCGGCUCCAGUUGCAUCCCCAGAUCCUCAGGUAUGGGCUUCAGGUUUUUCAGCUGCUUUUUUGAAAAAGCAAAGUGUAGCAACGAAGGGGCUGUCAAUCUCAUAUGAUUCAGCCAAUGAAGGUUCUGUUUCAAGAACCGUUAGUGAGCUAAAACCUGCAGUAACUGAAACAGCUUUACUUGUACUGUUGGAGAAGUUCUUUAAAGUUGUAUUAAACCUUCCUCCAGUGAAUAGGAGACUAACAGACGUUAUGGGACUGCUGUCGUCUAGGCAGCCAAGCUGUCCGCAAUUAUACAUAUACAGCUCUUCAGACAGGGUCAUCCCUGCAAGUUCUGUCGAGUCAUUUAUAGAGCAGCAACGGAAAUCUGGGCACGAGGUUAGAGCGUGCAACUUCAUCUCCACACCUCAUGUAGAUCACUUCCGGAAUGAGCCACAAUUGUAUACUUCUCAGCUUACCAAUUUUUUAGAAGAUUGUGUACUUAAAUGUUGCAAAGGGUCUUUUUGAACAUAACGUAACCAAACCCAUUGAUUUUGUCAUACAAACCGUAUUCAAGGUUUUACUUACAGGUGAUAGAUAGGUUAAUCCUAAUUGUUUGUUCCUAAAGUCUCUUGUAACAACUUUUUAUACAGAGUACAAUUGUACAAUACAGAUAUAUACAGUCAAAAGUUUUAGAAUCAACAGUUGAUGUUUUCCUGCAGCUAGUGUUUUGGUGCUGUUUAUGGUAAUAUCCCCUGUUUAGUUACAGAUCAGAAUAAUUCUGUAAUCAGCCAUUACAGGCUAUUGAAUCCACCCAAAGUUUUGGUCGAAA
Spinacia oleracea (spinach) is the source of this 2190-nucleotide messenger RNA. RefSeq lists its product as uncharacterized. Lineage: Eukaryota; Viridiplantae; Streptophyta; Magnoliopsida; Caryophyllales; Amaranthaceae. Bases 561 to 1886 code for a protein of 441 amino acids. The transcript has 6 exons. The record is from RefSeq and is a predicted model, not a curated record.